This is a messenger RNA of Cannabis sativa, 1281 nucleotides long. Its product is annotated as ADP-ribosylation factor-like protein 8c. Bases 353 to 907 code for a protein of 184 amino acids. Gene Ontology annotation, molecular function: GTPase activity; GTP binding. Gene Ontology annotation, biological process: protein transport. The record is from RefSeq and is a predicted model, not a curated record. NCBI's taxonomy places the organism in Eukaryota, Viridiplantae, Streptophyta, Magnoliopsida, Rosales, Cannabaceae. The transcript is spliced from 7 exons.
ACACGACUUGAAAAAGAAAAGAGAAUAUCUUAUAGCUAGGUUGCUUCACCACUGGCACUGAACUGAGUGCCUUCAUUUCACUAUCUCAAACCUCAAAUCCAUUUGGUUACUAAUUUACACAAAGAUUUGAUCUUCCAAGAUUAAGCUCACUGAAGAACAAGCUGCAGUGAAUGUGAAUAGUGAAUCCAAACAAGUACCAGAAAACGGACACAAACAUACUCCUUCCUGAAGAUUCCUUCUCAGUCACCCAAGUUUCCUUUUUGUUCUUGUCCUUUUCUGCCCCAAACUCUUCUUUAGGGCUUUCAAUAAGUGCGUAUUCUCUAAUUGGAUUCACACCAACUUUACUUCAAGAAUGGGAUUGUGGGAUUCGCUUCUCAAUUGGCUCCGGAGUUUAUUUUUUAAACAGGAAAUGGAACUUUCAUUGGUAGGGCUGCAAAAUGCUGGAAAGACAUCUCUUGUAAAUUCCAUUGCUACUGGGGGCUACAGUGAGGACAUGAUUCCAACUGUUGGAUUCAACAUGCGAAAAGUAACAAAGGGAAAUGUGACAAUUAAACUUUGGGACCUUGGAGGGCAAAGGAGGUUUCGUACAAUGUGGGAGCGAUACUGUCGUGGUGUCUCCGCAAUUGUGUAUGUUGUUGAUGCUGCUGACAGAGACAGUGUUCCAAUAUCUCGAAGCGAGCUGCAUGAACUUUUGACGAAACCUUCACUAAUUGGGAUUCCUUUACUUGUUCUGGGAAACAAAAUUGACAAAUCGGAGGCUCUUGCCAAGCAAGCGUUGGUUGAACAGUUAGGACUUGAAUCUUUGAAGGACAGAGAGGUUUGCUGCUAUAUGAUUUCAUGCAAGGAUUCGGUUAAUAUCGAUUCGGUCAUAGACUGGCUUAUCAAACACUCUAAAACUGCUGGGUAAGAUUAGAUACUGGUUAAAAUUCAAGCAGGUAUCGAAGGUUGAGCUGGUGACCGGAGCAGAAGUUGCCGAAAGAGAAUCCUUAGUGCUAGAUUCUGAGAUGUUUUAGCACUAUAGUUAUGUGUUGAUGCUGUACAGUGUCCAAAGGCAAGAAUUUCAUAUUUUCUUUAUUAAUGUCCUUUUUUCUUUUCGUUUUUCAUCAUUUGGUUACUAUGUAAUAUGUAUGAUUUUGUUCCUGGAAUACUAUUUUUUUUGCUUUUUACUUUGGUUCUUUCCUUAAUUUCGUGGUUUUAUUGGAUGUACUGCUUAAUUAUGCAUUGCUGCAGUAUCAUCACAGAUGUUAUUUAUUUAUUUAUUUGAAUAAAAUGAAUUUCUCA